Molecule: messenger RNA, 3620 nt
Organism: Xyrauchen texanus (razorback sucker)
Lineage: Eukaryota; Metazoa; Chordata; Actinopteri; Cypriniformes; Catostomidae
Product: G protein-regulated inducer of neurite outgrowth 3-like
Exons: 2
Coding region: 179-2371 (730 amino acids)
Biological process (GO): neuron projection development
Cellular component (GO): plasma membrane
Source: RefSeq, a predicted model, not a curated record
AGGGCACUAGCUAGUGCACGAGCAGCGCGUCAAUUGCGCACUAAUCAAACGGACAAUGAUAUCAGACAGAUGCACAGACGGAUCAGGGACACCUCGAAAGGGACAGUAUUUGGCUUUCAGGGGACUUGAGUUUGUAAUAUUUUGAUUGUGAAUUUUGAACUCAUUAAAGGAACUCAACAUGGAAAAUGUUCCAAAUCCCAAAAAGACAGUCACUGUCCAGAUAAUGCCACAGCUUGCCAAUAUAGAUGCCCAGGGCAAUAAGGAGUUAAAUGCUAACUGGGACAUUGAGCCAAAGUUAAGCAUAAUUGAGGAUUGCUCUUCUGCCCAAAAAGCUAAAUCAGGUCAGGAACAUAUGCAUAUGAAGUCCUCUGUCAAAGAUUCCAAAUCCCACACCAAGGAAGGAAAAAACAUUGUGUGCCAUGGCAGUGAAGAUCACAGGCAAUCUCAGAAUAGUCACACAAACACGAAGACAUCAGGUCACUGUGCCAGGGACACUGAAGUUCGAAUCAAUGAUUACAGAUGUAAUUCAAAAUCAGAAUCAUUAACUGUCCUUUCCUCUAAAAGCCCGGCAUCCAGCCCAUCACCUACAGUUAAACAGAACAUUGACAACGAGAAAAAUGGCAAUAGCACAACAAUGGCACUAGAAAAUACUCCCAAAGCACAGAGCAAAACAUCAGAAUAUAGUGCAGUAAAAGAGACAGUAUACAAUCAAACGGCAAGCCAGGCUAGUCCCCCAAACCACCCGAAAUCUACUGGGGCUUCCCUUGAAAAUAAUUUAUCAUCUGGCACCAACAACACAAACAAGGACCUGUCACUUUUAUCUGAAUCAAAAGAUUCGAGUUGCACCACCAGCAUUGCUCAAGCAUCAGCCAUCAGCAGUACCCAGUUAGAGCAGCUCCAACUGGGAUCAUCUACCAAUGCUCCAAAAACCAAUUCUUCCAGAGUUACAGAUGAGGUUUGUGCUACAGCAGAGGUAUUUCAACGAGCACACAAUGAUAAGAAACCUUUGUCAAGUAUUCAGACACCCCAACCUCAUGAGCUAAAGCAUUCGCCUGUAAAAGAGGACAAUUGUAGCAUUGAUAUCAUGCAGAAGGAUUCUAAACCACCAGGAACCUCUCAAGAGACUCCCUCAGGGCACCUACUGGUGUCUUCGAGUAGCAAUGCCACAGAUCCUGAAAACUCAAUUCACUCGUUCCAAAUGGAAAUUACUGUUGAGGAAGUCCAAACACAGGGAGCUGCUCCUGAAGAGCCGAAGCAAGUCCAUUGCAAACUCUACCGUGAGGCAUCAACAAUGACUUCUGCAGUUGAGUUCAGCCACCAACCAAGCAUGCAAUGGCAUGAUGUAGAAGUGCAGGCAGUGGCUACAGUUUGCAGUCAGUCUACAAACACUAGCCCUAGUCUUCUGCCUCUACAUCCCCAUCAGAGAUCAGAUGGUCAAAAUCCUGAGGAGACUGAAAGCUUAGCAGUGGUCUUUGAGGUGGAGACCAAAGACCGGCCCUCUCAUGUUGCCUCAGAGAUUCAAAUAAACACAGCAACAGUUGUUUCAUCCAGUGCAAUCCUUCUCAAGAAGCCCCCACAAUCGGACACAGUGAUGGUGCAUGUAGAUGCUAAUCUUCAGAGGGAGUCAAAGCUUGGGACCAAGCCAAAAGAGCCUGGGGCUUGUCAGCCAAAUGCCCAAAGAGGAUUUUCACCUCUUCAACCAGUUUAUCAAAUCAAUAUAGAGACCUGCAGCCAAAACAAACAUUCAAAAGAGUCUAGAUGCAGCCUUCAGAGCCAAGGCUCACCUGCGGUCUCAGCAGCUGGUCCUCAAACUACAGCCAGCGUGCAGAAAACCAUCAAAACAUCAGAUCACGCAUGCCAGAAUCAACCAGAGGAAUCGUCCAAGCCUCCCCCCUCUAAAUUCACCCUCUCACAAUCCGUGUUCCCUUCUCAGGCAGCUACUUCUUUUGUGAAACCUGCAACAGACAUUCAAACGGCCACUCCUCCAACAUCAAGCUCCACACCGCAAAGCAAGAAGCAGAAGGGAGCUUCCAAGCUGAAGCCGGAGAAAGAGGAACAUAACAAUGAGAAGGCAGCCAAGCAAACGAAGAAUAGCGUGCAUGAUGUUGUGUGGGAUGAGCAAGGUAUGACCUGGGAGAUAUACGGAGCAUCAGUAGAUCAUGAGUCACUGGGUUUUGCCAUUCAAAGUCACUUGCAGUGCAAAAUCAAAGAGCAUGAGAAGAAGUUUGUGGCCCAAACGUCUCUCAGAAAGUCCUUGUCUUCAUCUCCCGGUAAGAAGAACAAGCGGAGGCAGGUUAACAUAAACUUCAGGUCCAUGUUCAAAAGUGUCCAUCGACCCAAAUGUUGUGGGCGUCCAUCAGUACUAGAGUGAAAGACAUUAGGUUGUCAUUGCUAGGUCAAUGUAAUCAAAUAUUCUAUGAGACUGUUCAAUUGCAAAGCAUGUUGGGAGGUUUCUCUUAUUUUUUGAAAAUUUUGUUAAAUGUAGAAACUUGAUUGUUAUGUGAAGAACAAAUUUUUUUUUGGAAAAGUUAUUUAUAGUGAUAGUAAAGCUAUAGCAAUGUUUAGAGUGAAAUGGCAAUAAUUAGGAUUCAUAUAAUAAUGUUAUUGAUAAAAUGUCGUAAUAUGCAUGUUUAUCAGUUCAGAAUGUCUUAUAACCAACCUGCUCUCAUAGAAUCACGUUACUAUACCUACAUUUUUGUAUAAUGAUUUUUAUUUAGCUCCUUGUAUGUACUACUGCACUUUCCUGGUGAAAUGAACACUAGAGGCGCUACAACAACAAUGGCUUUUUAUUUCUUUUUAAUACACAUUAAUACAAUUUCGAGUAAACCUACAGAUUAUGAGUUCAAAAACACAUAAUUUUCACCCUGUUCCUCACAAAAAUGCUAUCAUAGGACAUCAAAACACUUUAAUUAUAGUGCAUGACAUGAUACGAUUAAGUUUGCAUAACAUAACCAACUACAUUUACAAGCUUGCUCAAGCAUGAUCAAAUAGUUCAACUGAUGAAGCAUAACAAUUGCAAUGCAAAGGACAAGGUAUGAGUCCUGAAGGGCGUUCAAGUCGACACGGGUCGACAGUGUCGUAGAAGGACCACAAAACGACUUGGCUGCUUUUAUGACACUAUCGAUUAGGUUGAGGUUUAUGGUUUAGGGUUGGGAGGUGGGUUUUGUUUAUUGAAAACUCGAAAAAGCAAUAACCUUAUCUGUUUGGGGAUACAUUUUACUCGCUUUUAGCGCCACGCAGUGGACAUUUCACCUCGGAUCUGCUGCGAUAAGUGUAUGGAACUACGUAAUAUAAUUCUGCAAAAUGUUCACAUCAGUCACAUAAUUCUCAUGAGAUCAGGCCAUUUAAACUGUAACUACCCAUUGUCGGAUCCAAGAAUAUGCACUCUAUUGAUGCGCAGAUGUAUGCAUAUAACUGUUAUAUGUUUUACCGUCUUUGUUUAUUUGAAGUUUCAGAGUUCGGUAAAAAUGUCGUUUUGCAUACUUUUAAUUGUAACAUACUAUUCAUUUAUUGGAAAAAAGAGGUCUUCAAUACUUGUUGCCAUACUUGGUUUAAACUGAGCCCUUUUCUGUCCAAGGUUCAAUAUUCAUCAGUGAUGUUACUAUGAUUUUAUAUUAAAA